AUGCCACUAUCUUUUUCAAACUUGACACCCGAGAGUAUUAUAAGAUCCAUUUACUCGUCCCCAAUCAAUGUUCACAAAAACGACUUAGGACUGACACUUGAUUUGUCCUACGUAACUCAACAGCUCAUCGUGUGCUCAUACCCCGUUGUCAACUACCCACAGCUUAUUUACAGGAAUAGCCUCCGAGACUUAAUUUUAUACCUGAAUUCACACCAUGGCGCCGGAAACUGGAAGAUAUACAACUUCAAAGUCGAGCGUGGAAAUUCCGAUUAUAGCGAUGAAAACUUAGCUGCUUUGAUCUCAAAAGAAGACACGUUGAGUGGGCCAGAAGCAUUAUACACGUCCCUGAAUCUCCACGGUAACCAAAUAAACUCUCUCUCUCCACUCGAGAACUCCAACUUAUCAUCUUCUGGCCUGCUAAGUCAAGGAACGCCCCUGGCAGAAAUACACCAGUACAUUGAGCGGUAUGGCUGGCUCGAUCACUCUCCCCCUCCUUUUUUGUUAUUGCAGCAUAUUCUGGACGAUAUGCAUAGCUAUCUCACAGAAGACAACCACAGAGUAGCUCUACUGCACUGCAAAAUUGGGAAGGGACGAUCCGGGUGUGUGGUCGUCGCCUACCUUAUGAAAUUUAUGAACUGUUCGUUGCAAGAAAGCCGUGACAUCUUCAUGAACGGUAGGUUCAGAGCUGGUAUAACGCGUGGCGUCACAAUUCGAUCGCAACUGAGGUAUCUUGGAUACCAUGAGCUCUUUCUACAACUUGAGAAGCCUAUUCACAGGCCCAAAGUCCUUAAUGGAGUGGCCAGAUCUCGUUUUAAAAUCACCACUAUUGAGAUUACAAACCCAUUGCCACACUUGAAUUUAGAUACAAAGGCCUGCAGUAUUUUCAUAAAAAUGCACGUUUACAACCGAGCACGAAAUGGGUUGCUGGAAGUAUUUGAUACCGAUUACAAUGACGUUUUAUUUGACGACAGAUCCCACCAGCGGCUGGCGGCAAUAGAUGUUGGAACAUGUGUUGCCGAGAGCGAUAUACGAUUCUCUUUUGGGCUCAGAUUUAAAAGUAACGAGUUCAUCGACAGUUUAACAAAAAUGACAUCUGUUUCCCAUUGUUGGCUAAAUUUGUACUGGGAAACUCUGAUUUGUAGCAGAAACGCAUCUUUGUCAAGCUAUACGCUAGAGGAGCUCCGGAAAGAACAGAUACAGUGCCGUGACGGCAAAAGUUUUGCGCUGUUCACCAUAAAAUGGGAUGAAUUGGAUGGCGUCAAGGGCACUCAAAAUAAAGGUUUAAAGCUUUUCGAAUAUGUGACGUUAAGGUGGCAGCUCUUAUAA
Messenger RNA from Lachancea nothofagi CBS 11611, 1326 nucleotides. The record is from the annotation of a GenBank genome assembly. Lineage: Eukaryota; Fungi; Ascomycota; Saccharomycetes; Saccharomycetales; Saccharomycetaceae.